Arctia plantaginis is the source of this 516-nucleotide messenger RNA. The record is from the annotation of a GenBank genome assembly. Lineage: Eukaryota; Metazoa; Arthropoda; Insecta; Lepidoptera; Erebidae.
AUGCUGGAAACUACUUCCAAAAGGGGAUCUGUAGUAUUGAAACCAAGCGCAAUUGUCCAUUACAAUAACUUUAUGCCGGGCAUAGAUCUUCAAGAUCAGAUGCUCGCUUAUUACCCAGUCCAAAGAAAGACGCUGCGCUGGUACAAGAAGCUGUUUGUUCAUAUGCUGCAAAUGAGCCUCAGUAAUGCAAUGUACUUGUACAACAAAUUUUCGGCGACUAAUAAAAUGAAUCUGUACGAUUUCCGUUUGAGCAUACUGGAAAGGCUUCUACCUGAUCCUCGUGAUGUCAAUCAACGCAAUGUUUUGAAAGUGAAACAUCAACUCACCAAAAUAGAAAAGACCCGAGUGAGACAAAAGAAGGUAGGAAGAGUCAUGAAGGAAACCACCGAAAUGGCCCGAAAGGAAUGCAAAGGCUGCAAAGCCCAGAAAAGGAGAGUGCAAACCAUUUACGAAUGUAAGCAAUGUGAAGGUUCUCCAGGCUUCUGUACACAAUGUUUCUGUCAGGCACAUUCCUAA